Messenger RNA from Erinaceus europaeus (western European hedgehog), 2337 nucleotides. It is a transcript of the gene EPS8L2, whose product is annotated as EPS8 like 2. The transcript is spliced from 20 exons. Gene Ontology annotation, molecular function: actin binding. NCBI's taxonomy places the organism in Eukaryota, Metazoa, Chordata, Mammalia, Eulipotyphla, Erinaceidae. Gene Ontology annotation, cellular component: ruffle membrane; vesicle; plasma membrane. Gene Ontology annotation, biological process: Rho protein signal transduction; regulation of Rho protein signal transduction; positive regulation of ruffle assembly. The coding region runs from base 38 to 2197 and encodes 719 amino acids. The record is from RefSeq and is a predicted model, not a curated record.
GUGGGCUCGAGGGCCCCGACGUGCUGAGGAGGACACCAUGAGCCAGUCAGGGUCCGUGAGCUGCUGCCUGGGUGCUGCCAAUGGCAGCCUGGGCCGGUCAGACGCCGUGGGCAAGAUGAGCGCCAAGGACCUGUUCGAGCAGAGGAAGAAGUACGCCAACUCCAGCGUCAUCAUGCAUGAGACAUCCCAGUACCACGUGCAGCACCUGGCCACCUUCAUCAUGGACAAGAGCGAGGCCAUCACGUCAGUGGAGGACGCCAUCCACAAGCUGGUGCAGCUGAGCUCCAAGGAGAAGAUCUGGACACAGGAGGUCCUGCUGGAGGUCAGCGCCCACUGCCUGCGGCUGCUGGACGUGGAGACGCAGGAGGAGCUGGAGAACUUUGCACUGCCCACUGUGCGCCACAGCCAGACGGUGCUGAACCAGCUGCGCUACCCAUCCGUGCUACUGCUGGUGUGUCAGGACUCGGAGCAGAGCAAGCCCGACAUCCACUUCUUCCACUGCGACGAGGUGGAGGCCGAGCUGGUUCAGGAGGACAUAGAGAGCGCCCUGGCCGACUGCCGGCUGGGCAAGAAGCUGCGGCCCCAGACGCUCAAGGGCCACCGGGAGAAGAUCCGGCAGCGGCUGUCGGUGCUGCCGCCGCCCCCGGGCCCGGCCCCCAUCCCCUUCCAGCGCCGCAGCGGGGACUCGCCCCCCAAGAACCGCGUGGGCCCCCCGGUGCCGUCGGGCGAGGCGGGCUUCGGCCGCCGAGAGUCUCUGGAGGAGGAGCCGCGGGCGGUGCUGGCGCAGAAGAUAGAGAAGGAGACGCAAAUCCUCAACUGCGCGCUGGAUGACAUCGAGUGGUUCGUGGCGCGGCUGCAAAAGGCGGCAGAGGCCUUCAAACAGCUGAACCAUCGCAAGAAGGGGAAGAAGAAGGGAAAGAAGGGGCCAGCAGAGGGCGUCCUCACGCUGCGGGCACGGCCCCCCUCCGAGGCUGAGUUUGUGGACUGCUUCCAGAAAAUCAAGCUGGCCAUCAACCUCCUGGCCAAGCUGCAGAAGCACAUCCAGAACCCGAGCGCCGCUGAGCUCGUGCAUUUCCUCUUCGGGCCGCUGGACCUGAUCGUCAACACCUGCGGUGGCCCCGACAUCGCCCGCUCGGUGUCCAGCCCCCUGCUGUCCCACGACGCCGUGGCCUUCCUGCGUGGCCACCUGGUCCCCAAGGAGAUGGCACUGUGGGAGGAGCUGGGCGAGACGUGGACGCGCCCCCGCUCCGAGUGGCCUCGGCGUGAGCCGCAGGUACCCCUCUACGUGCCCCGGUUCCACAGCGGCUGGGAUCCCCCGCUGGACGUGCUGCAGGAGGCGCCCUGGGAAGUGGAGGGGCUGGCGGGGGACCCCGAGCCCCCUCCUGGCAGCCGGCCAUCUUUUCGAGGCUCCCCCAAGCACACCCUCGCGCCUGAGCCCUCGCCCCCCGGGGAUGUCCUCCCCCCCGCCGGCGCCGGCGCCUCCAGCACCCACAGGAGCUACGAGGCCUCUCCAGCCGUGGCCAGGUUCGCCCGCGUCCUCUACGACUUCACUGCCCGCAACGCCAACGAGCUGUCGGUGCUCAAGGACGAGGUCCUGGAGGUGCUGGAGGAUGGACACCAGUGGUGGAAGCUGCGCAGCCGCAGCGGCGAAGCCGGUUACGUGCCCAGCAACAUCUUGGACCCCGUGCGGCCCGAGGACCUGGGGGGCCCCACAGAGCCGGCCAGUCUGAAGUACUGGGGUCCCACCAGCCCGACCCACAAGGUGCCCCCAAGCUUUGCCGGAAACAAAGACGAGCUGCUGCACCACAUGGACGAGGUCAACGACGAGCUGCUCCGCAAGAUCAGCCACAUCCGCGCGCAGCCGAAUCGCCAUUUCCGCGUGGAGCGCAGCCAGCCGGUGCGCCAGCCGCUCACCUACGAUUCGGGGCCCGGCCAGGUGCGCGCCUGGCUGGAGGCCAAGGGCUUCAGCCCCAGGACCGUGGAGCACCUGGGCAUCCUGACCGGCCCGCAGCUCUUCUCGCUCAACAAGGAGGAGCUGAAGAAGGUGUGCGGCGAGGAGGGCAGCCGCGUGUACAGCCAGCUCGCUGUGCAGAAGGCCACGUUGGAGCAGCAGCAGCAGCAAGGUGGGUCAGAGCUGGAGGAACUCAUGAGCAGGUUCCACUCCAAGACCCAGUGGAGGGCGGAGGACGACAGCUAGGCCGCCGGCACCCGGCCCCUCACUGGCGGGUGGCCGGCACCCAGCGUGGUGCGUCUGUGGCCUUGGACACGCCUUGCCGGACACGCCUGCUGGCCCACAUUGCACCCAGGCCGGUCCUGAGCUGGACGGUGCCCCUCCAC